AUGUCUGCUCCGUAUCUGGAGGACUCGCUACAAGCGAAUUGUCGUCAAAGUCUGAGUCAAUCCAUUCCAAGAGAGCUGCUGGAUUUUCUCGAUGAGCCAUUGGAGGAUUUCGGAUCGAAUCUGGAUUAUCUUUAUGAUAUUCCCCAAGACAAUAAUGAAGUGUACGCACAAGAAUUCCCGGAACUACCUCCCGCGGAUGGUUUCGAAGAAUUCAUUGACCCUGCACUCCAGAACGACGAGUCUUCAAAUCUUCCUACGCUUCAAGGACAAUCUGGAUACACCUAUCCGGCAUACGGAACAAGGCCCCUGUUGUUCCAGUCUCCCGACGGACGGUUCAUGACAAUUCAAUCGCAAUCGCAAUCCACGCCACCAAGUCAAGUUCAACCUGAACUUGCCGCAUUGCAUCAGACUCCGAACCCGUACGCACACCUCUACCCACAUUACCCGCCCCAAAGUCAAUACCCAGAUGCGGGUAUCAAUGGGCAUCAAGGCGCCCUCUCGAUUCCUCAAUACCCCCCGGUAUAUGAUCAAAAGGUAGGAGACCAUCCCCCUUCUCAUGGCAUAAUUAGUGUGUCUCAAGCUAACCCGCAUGUUCAGCCCGCUCCCGGCAUCUGCAUGAAUUGUGGUUGUGUAGCUCACUAUCCCCCAUGCUUCCAGUCUGUCCCACAAGCCAAGCCCAUCCAGAGUCUCCCAGCCCAAGUCUCCCAACCAGAGCAGAGAAAGUGGGCUCCCAAGUCUAGAUGGAUGGAGGAGGACGAGGAGAGCGACGAAUGUCCAGAACCUGCCAAGAAGGGCAGAAAGAACGUUAGUCGUCUUGUAAGUCGUGCCGCCAAAUCGAAGACUACCAGAGUGAAAAGGGCCCAGAAAGGUGUCAGCACCGACAUCUUUCCCUACCCUCAUUUCCAGGAGUUUCUUGACUGGACAACUGCGGAUGGUUGCAACAUCUCCUAUCUAUCAGCAGGACAGUUCGAUGAUGAACUACUGCUCACUGCCAAGGAAUUGCGCGACUACUUGGAGCAAUGCCCUCGAGAGCUCAGGAUCUGGCUUCAAAACAGUCCGUCAAAAUGCAAAGGAAGGCACAUUGACGCUGACGUGAAGUGUCGCUAUUCCGAAUGCCCAGCAAAGUACGGAACGAUCCUUCAUGGCUGGCAUCGUGUCGCUUUUGACGAGUUUCCUGAAAGGACCAGUACGGGCAUCAAAGACCCUUACAAAAUGGCUGGUGUUAUGCACCUUUGGUGUUUUGAGCAGUGCAUCGAUCCGCUUGAGCCUGUCGAAAAGAAAAUUCUGCUCCCAGAUGAUCGCGAGUUUGAGCACGAGACAUCGAACCGCAUGGCGAUCACCAGAGAUGACUACAAAGAUGUCAUCGAAGGUGCCAUAAAGCCCUGGGCCAGAGAGCGUCGAAAGGUGGGUGUCAUACAGGUUCCCUACGCGAAGCACGAAGACACUCUAGCCUGGGCAUUAUGCAACUUCCACGUCAAGCAUCAGAACGUUUCCCGUGGUAGGACCCGUCAAAAGCGAAACGAAGACAAGCCAGACGACGAAAAGAAGUCUAUGGAUCUCAUCAUGGGUAAUCUCGCCGAGUACCACAAGAGAUUAGAACUUGCCAGGCACAGAAGGGCGUACAAGGGAGGAAAUGAGCGAUCAAACGGCUUCGCAUCUGGGCCGGCCAACCCGCCACAAGUCGGGCGACAGUCACCAGAGCGCAAAGAGAUUGCAGAGCAUGUGCCGGAAGAUCGCGUACAAGAUGUGAUAGAGGCGGCGCCAUUUGAGUUGCCUCCCUAUUCUGAAGACGAGAUGUUCGAAUUACUCAAGCAAUUCAACGAGACCAAUGACGCUGCUCCUCGUCCUCUCACACCGCAGAGCUUAGGCACAGAGGUUCCUACGAGGUUGUCCUGUAGCCCUCCUACAAAAACUGCAGUAAUGUCCGUUCAUCCUCUUGCUAACCAGGCAAAGGUUUCUCCUGGAGUGAUUCAAGACUGCAUCACCAUUCCUGGUCCUAUCGCAGUUCAAGCAAAUGAUUCUCCUCUUGGAAUGAGAUCUCUGUUUGGUUCUCCCACUGGGAGUGUAUCAUCGACUGGGUCGCGCAAGCGUUCACGGGAUGGGAAGGAAGUCGGUAACCCUGAAGCCAAGAAGAGACGACCGAGUCCUCCUAAUAUCAUCGCACUUCAAGCAGAGGAUUCUCCUCUUGGAAUGGAAUCUCUAUUUGGCUCCCCCAUUGAGAGUGUAUCCUCUUCAACUCGGUCGCGCAAGCGUUCACGGGAGGAGGAAAUCGGUACCCCUGAAGCCAAGAGACGACCACCACCUACCUGGAAGACUGGUCCACCUAGAAAAAGAAGCGGGUAUUCUUUACCGAGUCGCUCGCCCAUCAAGAGAGGUAGCGUAUCUGCCAGGAGGAAGAGAAUCUCUGUGUAG
This is a messenger RNA of Fusarium poae, 2412 nucleotides long. RefSeq lists its product as uncharacterized. The transcript has a single exon. Lineage: Eukaryota; Fungi; Ascomycota; Sordariomycetes; Hypocreales; Nectriaceae. The record is from RefSeq and is a predicted model, not a curated record. The coding region runs from base 1 to 2412 and encodes 803 amino acids.